CUAUUCUGAAUUGGGAUGAUGAACUUUUAAGUCUCGAAGUAGAAGGAGAAUUCACAAUCAUUCCAGUUACCUGUACUCAACAAAGAUCAACUAUGAAAUUGAUCAGUCUCGAGAGGGAACUUGAGGGUUCUGCUCUUGAAGAUGAUGAUGAAGAGUAUGAAUUUGAAGAAGAGGAGUUGGUUAACCAACCUCUAUAUACAAUACAUGAAGAACAAGACAAGCAACUUAUGAUGAAAGUAGAGGUACAGAAAGAUUUUGUCAAGAUAAGUGACAAGAUUAUAGGACAAGAAGAAGAAGAAAGAAUUCGACAAGAAAGAUUAGAAGACUUUAAUGCAUGUAUGCAUGGCAGAAGAAGAUAUGAAUACCCGCAAUGCAAGCAUGAGCAAGAAAUUUAUAGUCAAUUAGAAAUAUUACCUCUACCUUCGCUCAAUGCAACUCCAACU
Molecule: messenger RNA, 443 nt
Organism: Racocetra fulgida
Lineage: Eukaryota; Fungi; Glomeromycota; Glomeromycetes; Diversisporales; Gigasporaceae
Source: the annotation of a GenBank genome assembly